Messenger RNA from Helianthus annuus (common sunflower), 894 nucleotides. RefSeq lists its product as uncharacterized. Bases 1 to 894 code for a protein of 297 amino acids. The transcript is spliced from 3 exons. Gene Ontology annotation, molecular function: nucleic acid binding; zinc ion binding. NCBI's taxonomy places the organism in Eukaryota, Viridiplantae, Streptophyta, Magnoliopsida, Asterales, Asteraceae. The record is from RefSeq and is a predicted model, not a curated record.
AUGGCUGACUCAAAUGAAAUAAAUAGCCAUCCAGUGGAGCAAAAUGAGAACGACCAGAUUACGUUAACUGGUGCUGAAUUAAAAGCGAUCAUAGACGGCGCUGUUACAGAGGCUUUGGAAAGGCAAUAUGAAGAAUACAGUGGUACUCGAAGUAGGACCCACUCUGCACCACAUUCAAAGCCCAAGACACAUUCUGAGGCUCAUAGCAAGCCUCCUCCCAAAAAGAAUGAACCCAAGAAAGAUGGUGAUGACCGUCAGUCCACCAACCAUCAAAGUGUCCCAUCUCAACAAUUAGUACUGCAUCAAGAACCCCGUAACAAAGGUUGCACCUAUAAGCAGAGAUCGCUGAGGAAUAAGGAGGCCGAGAAAAGGAAGCGUGAAGAUGAUGGUUCGCGGAAGUCGAACAAGAAGCACCGUGGGAGCGGUGACAGCAAGAAAGGAUCGGAGUCGAGGAAGGAUGGGCAUAAUUCUGGUGAAAAGCCCAAGUGUAAAAUUUGCAAGAAGCAGCACUAUGGAAGGUGCAGACUGGAGUCAAACUCUCAGACUCAGUCAAAACCCUUUGCUUGUGGAAUUUUCAAGUCCACGGAUCACAAAACCCUGGAUUGCAAAAAGAUAAAAGACGCAACGUGCUACCGUUGCAAUGAAAAGGGGCACAUCAAGACCAACUGCCCAAAGUACAACAAGAAGCCUGAGGAGGCUAAGAAGACUAAUGCCAGAGUCUUCAGAAUGGACGCGAAAGAGGCUGUGCAGGACGAUAAUGUCAUAACAGGAUUUGAGAGUGUCGUCAUGUUAACUUUUGCACCUCUGAACGACCUCAUUAUGAAUCCCAAGACUCAAAUCAUAUUAAAAACACCUUGUGCAUGUUCAAGUUCAGUGAAUUAUAGCAAUGAAUGA